Molecule: messenger RNA, 660 nt
Organism: Cordyceps militaris CM01
Lineage: Eukaryota; Fungi; Ascomycota; Sordariomycetes; Hypocreales; Cordycipitaceae
Exons: 2
Coding region: 1-660 (219 amino acids)
Biological process (GO): N-acetylglucosamine metabolic process
Cellular component (GO): cytoplasm
Source: RefSeq, a predicted model, not a curated record
AUGGGCGAAAGCAGCUUCAAUGCAGAGGCGGUGCCCUCCCAACCGGCGUUUAACCUCACAACUGUCGACAAAUGGACACUAGAGCAGACGGACGAGACGUUCAAGAAGCAUGAUUGGGAGGACCUGAGGAGGAUCAUUGAAUCCAAUAAGCUGGAGGACUUUAAACGCACACCGACGGAGCUACGCAAAUAUCUCGAGUGGACCGCUGGCAUAAAGGCACAGUACGGGUCCAUCACCGAGUAUCUCAUGACGAACCGGCUGCCGGCCGCCUGGGGCCGGCCACCGUUCACGCCCACGUCGACGGUGCCGCUGGCCGCCGCGUCCGACUACACGAUCCUGCUCAACGACUGGCCGUACGCGCUGGCGCCGGGCAUCACGCACAUCAUCGUGUGGACGCGCACGCGCAUCCCCGCGGACGACGACAAGGGCGAUUUGCUGCCGGAGAGCCGCCGCUUGAUUGGCGACUUUGUGCAGCGCACGUUUGUGGACGAGCUGGGGCCGGGCGGCGCGGACCGCGUGUUGUGGUUCAAGAACUGGGUGGCGCUGCAGAGCGUGCGCGCGCUGGAGCACUUUCACGUCCUGGUCAAGGACGUCGAUCACGAUACGCUGGAGAAGUGGACGGGCGAGCGGCCCAAGGGCAAGAGACCGUGGGAGGAGUAA